Messenger RNA from Annulohypoxylon maeteangense, 3294 nucleotides. RefSeq names its product putative multicopper oxidase. Lineage: Eukaryota; Fungi; Ascomycota; Sordariomycetes; Xylariales; Hypoxylaceae. The transcript is spliced from 4 exons. Gene Ontology annotation, molecular function: oxidoreductase activity; copper ion binding. The record is from RefSeq and is a predicted model, not a curated record. The coding region runs from base 746 to 2662 and encodes 638 amino acids.
UCUUCGGAAUUUAGAGAAUCGAAAAAAAGAGAUGUCUUCAAAGGCCGGGUUUAGGUCAUAUUGUCUGCGGAACUGCAGCAUAUGCAUAGGCGCCCCACGGCUGGAGCCGCUGUGUUAUCGUGUUGGCCAUCUCAUUUCCGAGCCCGAUUCUCCGACAUAAGAGUAAAUACGGUCUCCGUUGGCCAUGUUGGUACUUGCGAUAGGCUAUGGUUGGAAGUAUGCUCUUGUGAUCCCUCAUCCUCAACACUACUACGAUCGAAGUGGCGGAUCGUAUGGUGAAAUACAUACCAUACCGUUACGAAUCCACAUUAGUCCCCCCCACUGCGGAACUAUUUUCAGGGCCUAUCCACUACCAGCAACACGACGGGGCUAGGCGGGCCACGGGUAGACCCCAUUUUAGGUCUUACUUACUUUGCCUAGCCGCCUAGUUUGUGGAUGAUCUCGCACAUUUUGAAGUCCCUCCAUGUGGUUCCCCCCUGACCAGAGUUACACGCCCUCCCACCAAAGAGCAACUACAAUCCUACAAGGGUCCCAGGAACGUACCGUAGUAUUCAAGAUGGAUACCAUUCCAUCGCUCCUAAUGCUUGCCGGAGCUGACCACAGGUCCACCCUUGGCCGGCUCUAGCUCUCACAUGCCCCGGUAUGUGAAGUUGUAUAAAAUAAUCUAACGCCUACCAACGUUAUAUCGUUAGGUUUACUGGCUUGUUUUUGUUGCGAGCCCAUCAGUUCGUCGCGUCGCUUCAAAAUGCGGUGGCAUUUAGGCCUCUUACCGUCGCUAAUACUUCAAUUAGGGCUGCUGCAAACAUGCGUCGUCGCUUCGACGGUGUCCAUUCAUGACGAUUCAUGGCAGCCCGAAUAUGUGCUCCACGCGACCUUCGAAACCAUUACGAUGAAUUGCGAGAAACGCGAGUCGGUGAUAUUCAAUGGAACAAUGCCCGGGCCUCCAUUGUUCCUAAAGGAGGGAGAGACAACUUGGGUCAGAGUGUACAAUGACAUGCACGAUAGAAACUUCACAGUGCAUUGGCAUGGUCUCACUAUGCGAGUAGCACCAUUUUCGGACGGGACUCCUAUAGUGUCCCAAUGGCCUAUUGCUCCAGGCACGUUCUUUGAUUACGAAAUACAUCCUGAAGUAGGCGACGCUGGCACGUAUUUCUAUCACUCUCACAUGGGCUUUCAAGCAGUUACAGCACAUGGGCUAUUGGUAGUGGAGGAUCAAGGCGAACCGCCGUAUGAGUAUGACGAAGAUAUCCCAGUUGUCUUUGCAGAUUGGUACAUGAAGACAGAUGAAGAGGUCGAAAAGGGACUUACAUCCACACCUUUUAAAUGGUCGGGCGAGCCAAACGCAUUGAUAUUCAACGACCGCACUGGAAAUAAAUCGUUCGAGGAUGCACCUGAUGACUCCUGCAAACCGUACAUCAUAGACGUGGAGCCUGAAACGACCUACCGAGUCCGAUUUGUUGGGGGGACUGCCAUAUCUUUCGUUCACUUCGGUAUCGAGGAACACACUAAUCUAACCAUCAUCGCUGCGGAUGGGUAUUACUCGAAGCCCGCCACGACGGACCAUAUCCAAAUCGGCAGCGGGCAAAGAUUCGAUAUUUUACUUACCACCAAGACCCAAGAUGAAGUAGACGCUGAUGGGAAGGAUGGUCAGUAUUGGUUUCGAUUCGAGAGUCGCGGGCGUCCGGAAGACAUGGGAGGGUACGCGUUGCUUCAAUACAGUAACAAUACCAUUGAAAGCAAUUCGACGGCAAAAUUUAGAAGAAGGGGUUCAUCGGAUCACGGAUCUAAGCCACAGGACAGCAAGCGGCAUGGAACUAAUCUACCAAACUUCCCCAGCCAGCCACCAGUCUCGUUACCACCCGAUGGUAACUCAGUAGCUAAGUGGAUGGAAUACACCCUCGAGCCCUUACACGUACCUACACCGUUCCCCACGCUUGAUGAGGUUACACGCACUCUCUAUAUCACGGUCAGUCAAGACAUCAUCAACGGUUCAUACGAUGCUGGCACGGUAACAGGAUCGAUGGUGUGGGAGCAAAACAACUUAUCGUGGACCGAAGACGAAGCUCAAAAGCUACAUACUACGCCAUAUCUAAUUCAAGCAUACAUUGAUGGGAAGACCCCGGACUAUGAGGCUGCACUUGCCAAUAACGGAUGGGAUCCUGGGACUAGGGCAUUCCCGGCCCUGGUUGGCGAGGUCCUCGACAUCGUUUGGCAGAGCAACUCUGGUCCUACCGGCGGGUUUGAAUAUCACCCUAUGCACGGACAUGGUGAACAUUACUGGGACCUUGGAUCUGGGAAUGGCACAUACGAUGCUGCAUCCAACGAAGAGCACUUUCAGAAUUACACGCCUAUGAAGCGCGACACAACAAUGCUGCACCGAUACACGGCUAAGGGCCAAAGCAACACUACAGCUGGUUGGCGGGCAUGGAGAAUCCGCGUCACUGAAGAUAAUGUGGGUGCAUGGAUGAUGCAUUGCCACAUUCUGCAGCAUAUGAUUAUGGGCAUGCAAACCGUCUGGGUGUUUGGUGAUGCGCUCACGAUCCUUCGUGAGAUCCCUCCACCGUAUAUCAGUGGAUAUCUGGACUACGGUGGUAGUGCUUAUGGUAACGAAACUUACGACCCGCUAGUACUAGAAUAUUAUUCGGAAGAGACUACGAUCUAGCUAAUAUUUGAUGAAAGAUAUCAUGAGCGUUCGGAAAAGAGAUUUAUGUUAGAUGGCAUUUGGGGUGUAUAUAUGAGGCAUUCUUGGAUAUCCUUUAACGACUGCAUAUGUAUAUGGUAGCAUUUCAGUUCAUAGAUAUCCCAAUUCCCCUUUUCGUCGGAUAUCCUUUCUGUGCCGCGAAUAGGCAUUGUGGUUUUCCGUGGCGCUGGUCCCGUUUGGAACCGGGAACCCCAAUGCGGAAUUCGUUUAUUUUCGACGCUGUGCCGCAAGGUUGCAUUCUAGUUACUAAGUACCCUGUCAGCUUCCAGCUUUAGCUUGAAGGGCUGAAUAGAUCGUGGCUUGAUCUUCGGUGUUUUCCGAAGUCGAAGGAUUCAAGCUUCUUUUUGAAACAUUCCGAUAUACCUUAUAGGGCGAGGCAUGGUUAAAGUGGGCUGACUAUUAAAAUGAGGUAAGGCAAGGAACUUUAGACGGUGAAUGGUAUAGUAACAUCGUGGGAUCGAUGAACGCGUCUUAACCUAUAAGCUUGAUUGCUAAAAAGAGGGAAUUUAAACGUUUGGAACAAACGAGAAAAACUAAGAAUGAGACCAAAUCGCGAUUCUGAAACUCCAUCCGUUGGUUUGGACUACUUAAUA